Phalaenopsis equestris is the source of this 451-nucleotide messenger RNA. Its product is annotated as upstream activation factor subunit UAF30-like. Gene Ontology annotation, cellular component: nucleus. NCBI's taxonomy places the organism in Eukaryota, Viridiplantae, Streptophyta, Magnoliopsida, Asparagales, Orchidaceae. The record is from RefSeq and is a predicted model, not a curated record.
CUGUGUCGGCGGCUAUGCGGAAGUUCAUCGGACAGCCGGAGAUCUCACGCGCUGAGGCCGUCAAGAAGGUGUGGGACUACAUCAAGCUCCACCAGCUCCAGAACCCAUCAAACAAGAAGGAGAUAAUCUGUGAUGAGAAGCUGAAGAUAAUAUUCGAAGGAAAGGACAGAAUAGGAAUGAUGGAAAUUGCAAAGUUGCUCUCUCCCCACUUCCUGAAAUCCAAAUGAUCCCCCAUAGAAUUUAACUUGGCUAUUUUUAGGCGACUAAACUCUUUGCCUUUUACAUGCAGCAAAGGAAGACCGGCUCUUGAUUUAGAUUAGGCAUAGUUUAAAUUUACAGCCAUUCAAUGCCAAUUUGGUUUUUUUACAUGUUUUGUACAAAUUCUGAUGUGACUUCUUUCUGUAUUUUGCUUGGUUUUGGAAGCACAAACUUCAUGGUUUGAACUUGUUUU